AUUUUCUAUCGUGUAGAAAGAAUAGUGUCAGCUCUAUAAUAUACUGUAUUUCUAUCUGCAACGUGAUGUGUGCUACACACAGUAAGGCCAAGUACUGUCACACAAUCAUCCACGAGGGGGCAGCAUUAUCUUAUUUUAAAGCAGAUGUUCAUCAUAGUAGAUUCUUCAGCGUUUGAGGUGUCUAACCGAUUUAAGUAUUUUCACAUCACUAGUGUAGUUUUCUAAAUUGUCAGGGAUACUACCACUGUUUCUACAGUAUUUCAAUAAUACCACAUUUCUUAUUCGGCGGAGAAAAUGUCGAGGCAGCAGGAACAACGAGAUUUGAUGACCUAAUUGAACGUGUUACUUCCCCUGAAGCUGUUCAAGUGUUCAACAUUUGCUCCUGCAGGUUGGACAAAGCUCCAUCUUCCCAGAUUCAGACAGCUGUCAUAAGCUCACGUUAGAGGCCUUUAAAUUCAAGGAUUCCACCGCUGAAGAUGUCAAAUGUGCCAACCUGGUUAUCAGCCAUGCUGGUAGUUGUCCGGAGACCCUUGGUGCAGGCAAGCCACUGUUAGUGGUGUUCAAUGACAAACCUAUGGACAUUCACCAGCUAGAGCUGGCCAAACAGCUACACCAAGACUCACACCUACCUACUGUACUUCACUGCCAGGUCAGUGUAAAUCCUCAUGUACAACUUAAUCAUGAGGACUCACACUUUGUCAAUCUAACAUAUUGUACAUUUCUGCUAAUGAAGUCCCAGAGUUGUCAAACUGAUUGAAAUUCAUUGGGUCAACUUAUAAAUCUAAUUUUGUCUCAAAUUUCACAGCAAUCUCACUGAGACCUUGAGGACGAUGGACCUUUCGGUUCUCUCACCCUUCUUACCUAGACAACCAAAUAAUUUUGCCAAUUUCCUGGACAAGGCCCUUGGUGUUCAAUGAUUCCAGCGCAGGGAAAUAUCUGAGGUCGACUCUGUGUUCUUUUAUGGUCUCUGGAGAUGUUUGCACUCUGAAACUCUCCUCGUCUUUGAGAUGAACUGGCGGUGGGGUUGGACAGAGGGAAGCCUGGGCCCCAUGUGCCCGGCUUCUAGGUUCUCCUAUCAGCAUGCAGAGCAAACGCCAGAAUGUGACAUCAGCCUGUGCAAGACUUUAAUAUUAAGAGUCUGUUGAAAGGUCUGGCCAUGUUCUAUUUCAUCUAGUUGAAGACAGGCUGAUUAGGCAUUAGAUGCUGACUUUUUAAUGGUGGAUGGGGUAUGUUUCCAACUUGAAAUGAUAGGAAAGACUCACGGAUGUAGAUACAGUAUAUUGUAACUCUCAUCUCUAUGAUUUGUUAUGAACAGAACAACUUAAAAAAUAUGUAUAAUUUGAUGUGCUGUUUGGUGUGCUGUUCAUAUUUGGUGUUGUCUCGAUUAUACUGUUGUUGUUGUCUGAAGUGUAAUUAAGCUUCUCCUUCACUCCUCAUGACACUGGUCAUCACACUGUAAUAAGGCUGGCAUAGACAGCAGUGGGGUUGCACUCUGACGUGAAAACAAACACCACAUCCUGUUCAGAUGGAGAUGAACACAGAUGGAGAAAGCAGUCUCCAAAAUCAUAGGAUCAAAGUUGUGAAGCCAACAAGAGAAGAGAGCACUCCUGUGAAAUCACAAUUCCUAUUAUGACUUCAUAACCAUGUAUCCAAUGAUUCCAAUCCAUGGAAUGUUUCUCAAAAAGCUUUCGUGACUUUAGGCUUCUCAUUAUCGCAAGGGACUCCGGUUCCUCAGCUUCCUGAGUGAUGUUCAUCUGUAUUAAACAUGGAGGUAAGGCCAAAGUCAUAAAAUGCAUUCCGCUAGUGACACAUUUGAUGUUUGCAGUGUUAGAAACUGUAUUUCACACAAUUUCUUUAUUCUCAUCCUAUCUCCUCGCAGACAAUGAGCAGUUUCUGGCCAACACCAACUGCCCCGUGGUUCUCCUGCUGCAGUACAUAAGAGCUAAGAUGGGCCUGCCGGAGACAGAGCUGGUGGAUCUGUGUGAUGACCGUGGGGCUCUGAAGCUUCUCUUUCUGUCCCAGCAGCCUCAGGAGUGUGCCAGCCGACUACUUCCUCCCCGCUGCUCCCUCACAUUCUGCAUUGUUAAUCGAAACCCAAAGGAUGGAGCCUAUAUUUCCAUCACCCCCUUAGUGGCCAACCCAGACCCUGCACUUCUGGAGACCCUGCAGACUCAGACUGACAGCCUGGAGAGGGCUCGUCUCAGACAGCUCCGCUCUCAGGAGGACCGCAGAGCCACGGAGGCGCCCUCUCAGACCCAACCCACACAAACCGCUAAGGGCCGGGGCCGUACAGUACAUAUGGACACCCCUGAUGAUGAACCCUCCAAUCGCCGGACUGGAGGCAGGAGGAGCAGGAACUGAAAGAACCUAUUAAUUUUACAAUAAUUGAUGUGCAUAUAAAUGUUGAAAUGUAAUAAAGUGAACAUUGAGUCUAUCUAAGUCUACGCCAGCCAAUGGCCAUUAGUGUUGAAUAAUACGGUUGAUCAAAAUAGAAAUAUGACUAUAGAUCUAAAUAGAAAUCUGUUAUACAAUUGUUACGCUCCCAUGUCUAAUACGCUUUAUGUUCUGAAAGGAAGAGAGUUUUAACAUAGUCCCUUGAAGUUAAGCAAUAGAUGAUGUCACCUUCUGCUUCUGUGAUUGGUGGGUAUGAAUACCUGUUCCUUACCAAGCUUUACCAGUUGGGAAAAUUGGAUGGAAAUGACUGAAUUGGGAUGAAUAUAUUUAGAAAGGGUGUGAAAUCGUGACUGAAGCUCUGACAUCAGUGUUCAUUUUAUGUUAUGUCUUUUAAUCUUGCUUUGCUCAACAGGUGUUGAGGUGUUGUUGCAAUAAUUAUGUGUCUUGCAAUAUGUUCAACAUGCACAAUUUACUUUUGAAUGCUUUAUCAGAAUUUAAUUUAUCUUGAAAUUAAUUUCCCUUGACCAGUGAGUGAUCUUAAAUUAGGGGUGGUAUGUUGGGACUAUCUGCCUGAGGGACUGAAUGAGGGGUGUGACAGUGUGCCAUUCUCUUUUCUGAAGGUUUAUUUAGCCACCUCUGGUGGGUGGCCUGUCACUUUGAAACAGGAAGUUAUGGGUUAAAUGCCAGCCGGAGGUUCCUCCCAGUGUUUGUGUGUACCAUUUUCUAAAUUAUGUACAGGCUUGGGUCAGAUGGUUUUAAUAACAGAUAACUUCCCUUCUUAGAAUCACUGGAUUAUUUUCUUAAUGUAUGUCUGUGGAAGUCCUAAUAACGUUUGAGGAACAAAGGCCUUCGGGAUUUUGUGAUGAAGUUCCAUUUGAAGUUUAGUUUUCAUUUCAUUCAACUGGAUUUUACCCAAACUGAAACAAGUACUGUACUUGUUUAGUCCUUUCCAAAGUGAUUACCUCAAGAAAAGGAAGAAGGAGACAUGUUAUAAGUAUUUGAAAUGGGCCACUGUGUCAGGCCAUACAGCUGUGUCUUGCAGAUGGCCUAACCACUUGCUAAAUACUGUGAAGAAAUAGGGAAGUUAGAGAAACAACUGAGCUGUUCUUGUAAAAGGUUACAUUGAGAAUCUAGACAUCAUUUAGAAAGUGGAAUGCAACAUAAAAAAAUACAUUUUCCAUGCCAUUAUCUGAUUCGGGAAUGCUUGCUGUGUGAUUCUUCUCUUUGAUUGAGAAUUGAUUUACCCAAUCUCUAGAGCAUCUACACUGUAUAUAAAAGACCGAGCAGUAUACACUGAGUGUAAAAAAAACAACAUUGGUAACACCUUCCUAAUAUUGAGCUCCCCCUUUUGCCCUCAGAACAGCCUCAAUUCAUCGCGGCAUAGACUCCUCAAGAUGUUGAAAGUGUUCCUCAGGGAUGGUGGCCCAUGUUGACUCAAAUGCUUCCCACAGUUAUGUCAAGUUGGCUGGAUGUCCUUUCGGUGGUGGACCAUUCUUGAUACACACUGGAACUGUUGACUGUGAAAAACCCAGCCUUUUUGCAGUUCUUGACACACUCAAACCGGUGCGCCUGGCACCUACUACCAUACCCCAUUCAAAGGCACUAUAUAUUUUGUCUUGCCCAUUCACCAUCUGAAUGGCACACAUACACAAUCCAUAUCUCAAGGCUUAAACAUCCUUAUUUAACCUGUCUCCUCCCCUUCAUCUACACAGAUUUGAAGUGGAUUUAAUAAGUGACAUCAAUAAGGGAUCAUAGCUUUCACGUGGAUACACCUGGUCCGUCUGUCAUGGAAGAGCAGGUGUUCUUAAUGUUUUGUACACUCAGUGUAUAUGCUAUUUCACUUUUUUUCCAGCAAAUAUCCAUUCAAUAUUUCCAUUAGCCUACUUUCUUGCUAUAGUAAAUCAGAACAUUGUGUAUGAAAUCAUGAUUUUGCAUGCCAUGUAAUAGUUACAUCCCUUAAUGAAUUUAGGAGAUGAGAUAAUGGGGUUAUUAACAAUUCCAAUAAGUUUUAUAAGUCUUUGCCCUUUGCUGUAAAACAGCUUGAUCAGGUUCCUAUCAGAUUCAUUGAGACCACAUGACAGCUUUAUGCAGCCCUUUCACAUCACAAGAAUUUCAUAUUUAGACUUGACCAAUCAUGGAAUGUUCUAACAUUUAAAAAAAAAAAUGGAAUUGCUCCUCCAGUUCAAUUGUAGAAAGGUUACACUUUAUUCUGAUUAUUUAGAUUAGAGUUAUCUGGUUCAGACUGGUCUUGCAUGUCUGCCAAAAUGGCUAUCACAUGAUGUUUUUGUGGACAUAACUGUGUGUUAAUCUAAUAUGUAUUCAGGAGUUAGAUUCUAGCAGCUCAGCUUUUCUCCUCUCUAGUUUCUCCAACAAUUACAACUGUUAUAUCUAGCACAUUCAAAGGAUAUUCAAACUUUUAAAAGUAAAGUCAUAUAAAAUAUGUCAUGGUAUUUACAUGUGCGAGGUAAAAGUAAAGUCAUACGAAAUUUGUAAUGGUAUUUACAUGUGCGAGGUGAAAUAAAUAUUUCAGGCUGGUGCAAUUUCAGUAACCAGCAGACCAUAGCUCUAAGGAGUGUGCUGACAAGGCUGACUUGUCAUUGCUCUGAGCUUGUUUUGUGUGCCUGGAUGUGUUUUUACCAGCUGUAGAAUGAGAAUGCUUGUACACCAGUACCCUCUCCCAGUGGAACUGGGGCCACAAUGACUGUAAGCUGUCAUCAUUAAUGGGGGUGAAUAUUGGGUACUAUCUCCCUUGCCAUUCACUGGCAGUUGAUUGACUCCCUGAACAGAUGACUCAGUCCAUGGCAAUAACUCCUGAUAUUAUAUAAGGCCCAAGAUCUUAAUCAAAUCCUUGUUCUAGAAAAACAGGUGGACGCUGAUGAUAUUGAUAUCGGUUCCCUUAUGGGAGAAUUAAUAUAGGCCUUAAUGUAACAGCUAAUGAACAAAUUACAGUUAAACAGAGGUCCAGUGAAAUGGGGUAGCCUCAUCCUUCCAGAACAUAAACCAAACAAAGGGCUAACUACAAUUUCUAAUGACUGUUGCAGUGACAUACCUGGAAAAUAUUCAGACCUUGGAUGUUCCCUUGGAAGUAAACGGUUGCCUUUCACACUCACACUCCCUGUAGGUCUCUCACCUCACCUCUCUACCUCAGCCUUGUUGCUUAUGACGUAUUUCUCCUGAGGGAGGCCAAGAGUGUGAGAAGCUACUUUUGGCAAUAAAACAAACCACAUAUAAAAUAUUUAGAUGGAAUUACAUUUACCUAAAUCAGAGUUUAUUUAUUUUAUGCACAGGAUACAGCAGGUGUAAAAGGUACAAUAAAAUGCUACAAUGACAUACUUGCACGCUCCUUUCAACAUUGCAGUAACAAAAAACAAAAACUCAAUUGUAGUCUUUUUUGUGUCUCAAAGGCCCACCUUUUUCUUUAAGACUGUGGAAAUCUAAUAGGAAGAGUAUUUGAUCAACAGCAAAUGUUACAGAAGGUAGUGCAUUAGGAGGGCAUGUGUAUGUCUCUGACAAAUGGAUGUCUUUUGGGAACGAAAACAUUGUACAUUUUAGCAGGACAUGAUUGAAUGAUGGCCAGAUUACUGUUUUAGGACAAAAACACUAUUCAUUCAAGACCUGUGUGUGGACUGAGUUAGUCCAAGCAGAAAGCAACAAGGGAUCAGAAGGUCAAUAAAAUAAUAAUUAAAUCAGAA
Messenger RNA from Salvelinus fontinalis (brook trout), 6086 nucleotides. It is a transcript of the gene c6hxorf65, whose product is annotated as chromosome 6 CXorf65 homolog. The transcript has 8 exons. The record is from RefSeq and is a predicted model, not a curated record. Bases 1747 to 2361 code for a protein of 204 amino acids. Lineage: Eukaryota; Metazoa; Chordata; Actinopteri; Salmoniformes; Salmonidae.